Molecule: messenger RNA, 1350 nt
Organism: Aspergillus pseudonomiae
Lineage: Eukaryota; Fungi; Ascomycota; Eurotiomycetes; Eurotiales; Aspergillaceae
Product: HVA22/TB2/DP1 family protein
Exons: 3
Coding region: 258-1184 (308 amino acids)
Source: RefSeq, a predicted model, not a curated record
CUUUCUUUCCCCUUACCACCCGUCUUUGAAAAUCAUAUUUCUCCUCUCCUCUCUUUCUCUAGUUGCCGUUGCGGCUGGCCGCUUCUUCUUCCGUACUCAGCCGGUCGCGUGAAGUCUCGCCGAUCAACAUUUCUUUGCCCCGCAAAAGCAAAGGCUUCACUGACCGCCAAAGAUUCUCCCAAACCCUUGCCGACUCAUUCACGUCGGCCACGUUUUGAGGCGUCUCCAAGCAAGUGAAAUAUUCUCCGUUUUCCAUCAUGUUUGGAAUCAUCGCCGAUUUGUUGUCCUCGGUCAUUACGAUCCUCUUCCCUAUUUUCGCUUCUUUCAAAGCCCUCCGCUCGUCGAACCCCUCGCAGUUAGCACCAUGGUUAAUGUAUUGGGUGGUCCUGUCGGCCAUCUUGAUGGCUGAGUCCUGGACGGUGUGGAUUUUGGGAUGGCUUCCGUUCUAUAGCUGGUUCCGUCUCUUCUUCUUUUCCUAUCUGGUUCUGCCCCAGACUCAGGGUGCCCAGAUCAUAUACCAGACUUACGUUGACCCGUUCCUGGCCCAGCACGAACGAGAAAUUGAAGAGUUCAUCGGUCGCUCUCAUGAACGUGCCAAGGCGCUGGGCCUCCAAUACUUUUACCAGGGGCUGGAUUGGGUUCGUGAGAAUGUUUUCCACCUGCCCGCCCAACAGGCUGCCCCUCCGCCUCCGGCGACCGGCCCUGCUGCAUACGCUCAGUCGCUUCUCUCUCGGUUCAACGUCCCGACAGCUGCCGGAGGAAAUGCUAAUGCCCCUGCCCAGGGUAACGACUGGCUAUCGGCCAUUGGCUCUGCCGUGGCGUCUAUGACCUCCACCGGUAAGACUCCGGAGGCCCGGGCGGAGGAACUCUCGGCCAGCGGCUCCUUCUUGCCCCGUGACAUGGCUGGCAUGUCUCAUGAUGAGAAGGCCAAAUACCUCUCAAACCAGCAGGAUAUGUUGGAAGUGCUGCGCAAUGCGUUGGCGAAGGAACAGCAAUCUCUGCACGGACGGGACGAUGACCCCGCAUCCGGCUCGUCCCUGAGGAAGAACCGUAGCGACAACUCGUUUGAUCAUAUCGAACCUGAGGACAUCCGUGAUCGGUCCACCAGCAGCAACUGGGCGUCUGGCAUAGACUUUGCGGCGCGAGCAGCGGAGGAAUUGGCUCGGUCCCGCGGUUCUCAUUAAGCGUGAUCCGACUCUUUCGCGCUUCUCUUAUCUUUCGGUCUUUGCUUUGUUAUUUGCUGAAUUCAAAAUGGGUUGUGUGUACGCAGGAUAGAUGGUUUGAACAAUUAGAAACGAAAAUCUUAACUGGCUGAGUAAUUUUUUCUUCACGGGGUAAAUGAGCCUUGCC